This is a messenger RNA of Neolamprologus brichardi, 904 nucleotides long. The record is from RefSeq and is a predicted model, not a curated record. NCBI's taxonomy places the organism in Eukaryota, Metazoa, Chordata, Actinopteri, Cichliformes, Cichlidae.
UGGACACGACAAGAGGGACGCGCGUCGUUUAUGUCAAGCAAAUGUCAACUUUCCAGAGAGAAAAUGAAGCAGCUAAGUCUCUGUUCAGGAGGCUUGAGUCUGCAGUUACUCCCAUCGUGUCCGGGGAGUACAGUCACCAUCGGGACAGAGCGGCGAUGGCAUCCCGGAUCUCCUUCACUCAGGCCCGGCUGGAAGCGGAGCUGGAGCGCUACCGGGCCGAGUGCCAGUGGGACAAGAUGCCGGCGAUAGUUGAGCAGAUGCAGGCUGCGCGGAUCCACGAAGACGAUGAUUACGGGACGCUGCUGAUGGCCGAGGCGCUGCUGGAGGAGUGCCUGCUGGAAAACAUGGAUCUGCUACUCAGGUCCAAACCUUUGGUGGACAAAACCCAGCCCAAACUGUGCAAGGCCAAAAGACACCUUAAUACCAUCCUUAGCCGAGGCUGUCUAACACCCCGGUACUUGAACGAGGCUCUGCUGCUGAUGGCCAAAGUGCACUACGUGCAGGGACGCUACCGGGACGCCCAGGGAAUGUGUGCCAGGGUGGGGCUGGAGGAGCUGACGCAGGAUGACCAGCCGACCUACCACCUCCGCCUGCUGGCUGAGGCGUUCGUGAUUAAAGGUCUGUCUCUGGAUCACCAGACGCUGUCUGCCGUGUCCCGUGUUCGUCUUUCUGAGAGAGAGGAGGAGUCCCUGUCCUGUUACCUCAGGGCCUGUGACGCAGCUCUGUCCUACCUGCAGGAGCUCGAUAAGGUUGUAACAACGCCCCACAUCAAGUCAGCCAAAACCAUUUUACUUCACUCACCCAGUGAUAUUGAACUGGGCUACUUCCUACAGGCUGCUUUACAGAGUGCUUACCUUUGUCUGCUGCAUAGGGGGUGAGGGUAGCAACCAUAACAACCAUCUUA